Messenger RNA from Lolium rigidum, 1784 nucleotides. Its product is annotated as serine/threonine-protein kinase RIPK-like. Bases 162 to 1529 code for a protein of 455 amino acids. Lineage: Eukaryota; Viridiplantae; Streptophyta; Magnoliopsida; Poales; Poaceae. Gene Ontology annotation, molecular function: protein kinase activity; ATP binding. Gene Ontology annotation, biological process: protein phosphorylation. The record is from RefSeq and is a predicted model, not a curated record. The transcript is spliced from 4 exons.
CACACCUAUAUAAAGGCCAAGCUAGGCAGCUAGCCACUCCAAACCACUCCAAGCCUCCCCAGGUCCAUCCCUGCCUUCUCUUCAGCGAGCUCCCCUGAACUUCAGAGCUCCAGAGAGACCACAACCAUUCUUGACCUGCAUCAUCAGAACUUGUUCUUGACAUGGCUGUGCGAUCCUGGAACCCUUUCUCAUGCUGCGUCGGCGGCGGCGCAGUGGCGGACGAAUAUGACGAUGAUUCUGCAUCAGCACGCCGAAUCGGGCGAAGGGGGAAGGGCAGCCCGAGGUCAUCCUCGAGGAUGUCAUUCAGGAGCCUCAGCUCGUCGGGGACACUGUCGCCAGAGGACCUAUCCCUGACGAUGUCUGGCUCCAACCUGCACGCCUUCACCUACGCCGAGCUCCGCGUCGCGACGGGGAACUUCUCGCGCGCCAACUACCUCGGCAGCGGUGGGUUCGGCCCCGUCUACAAGGGCGUCGUCGACGACAAGCUCCGCCCCAGGCUGGCUGCGCAAGCGGUCGCCGUCAAGUACCUUGACCUGGAGUGCGGCACCCAGGGCCACAAGGAGUGGCUGGCUGAGGUCUUCUUUCUCGGGCAACUGAGGCAUAAGAACCUGGUGAAACUGAUCGGGUACUGCUACGAGGACAAGCACCGGAUGCUGGUCUACGAGUUCAUGAGCGCCGGCAGCCUGGAGAACCACCUCUUCAAAAGUAUUAAUGGCUCUCUACCGUGGAUGACGAGGAUGAAGAUCGCUGUCGGUGCAGCCAAGGGCCUUGCCUUUCUCCAUGACGCCGACCCCCCGGUGAUCUACCGCGACUUCAAGGCCUCAAACAUCUUGCUCGACUCGGAUUACAACACCAAGUUGUCCGACUUUGGGCUUGCCAAGGAUGGGCCUGAGGGCGACGAGACACACGUGACAACACGUGUCAUGGGGACGCACGGUUAUGCAGCGCCAGAGUACAUCAUGACAGGCCACUUGACAGCCAAGAGCGAUGUAUAUAGCUUUGGCGUAGUCCUCCUAGAGCUCCUCUCUGGUCUGCGAUCAGUGGACCGAGCGCGGCGGCCGAGGGAGCAGAACCUGGUGGACUGGGCUAGGCCGUACCUGAAGCGCUCCGACAGGUUGUACAAGGUCAUGGACCCAGCUUUGGAGUGCCAAUACUCCUGCAAAGGUGCCGAGGUGGCAGCAUUGGUGGCCUACAAGUGUCUCAGCCAGAACCCAAAAUCAAGGCCCACUAUGCGGGAGGUGGUCAAAGCACUCGAGCCCGUGCUUAGCAUGGAUGACUUCUUUCCUGUGGGCCCUUUUGUAUUCACAGUUAUUGUGGAGGAGGACAAGGUGGUGGACAUGAAGGUGGAGGUCGAGAAGCACCAACACCAUCGCCAGAACCAUGAAGACAGGCACCGGCAGAAGUAUCCUGACUCCGCGAUACAUACCGGCAUUGUGCUCCAUGGCCGCGACGGGCUAACUACCAGGUACACCGGUGCCCAGUGGCGGCAACAAAGGUCGUUGAGCUACCGCCGGGAGAGGGGGGCAUAGGACUAGGGUAGGGAAAGUGAGUAGGACAAAAUGGUGUGUAUGUCCAUACUAUAAAGAUGUGAUUCAAUGUCACAUCGGUUUGUUUCAGAUUAGAGGGUGUCUUUCUUUUCUUCUUGAUAGUGACAAUGGGUGUUAGAUAAUAUAGGGAUGCAAAAUAGUGUGACAAAAGUCCAGUAUUGAUUUUGGCUAGGAUUGUUGUUCAUAGCUGUUGUGUACAAAUGAAUGAUCUAGUUAAAAAAGGAUGUCCAUUUCUUC